AAAGUUCAAGGGGGCCGAAUACUUUCGCACGGCAAUGUAUGGGGGAUACAAUCUUCUCAGCUCUGCAGAUUUUGCUGCAAGGAGGCAGAGUCAUUAGAUCAUUUAUUUUGGUACUGUCCAUGUGUAGCUCGUUUUUGGUCACAGUUCCAGGAAUGGCUGAAGAAUUGCAACAUUUGCCUAGAAUUAAUGCUGCAGAUAGCAAUACUGGGUGAUUUGAAAAGCCAUAGUCAAUCAAUCAAUAAUAUAAUAAUUAUUUGAGCAAAAAUGUUUAUCUUUAAUUUACAAUCUGUAGAAACUAUGAGAAUAGAAAGGUUCAGUACUUUUGUGAAGCAUCACAGCACAGUUGAAAAAUAUAUGGCAAAUAGGAAACCAAUAUGGAUGGUGUUAAGAGAUAGAUGGGAGGGGUUUAAUGGAGCUGAAAGGUGGGACUAAUAAUAACAAGAUAACACAUGUAAAACAUACAGAGUCUGUAAAAUGUAUAUAGGUUCAGAACUUUUGUGAAAUAGUACAGUUACAAAUAUAUGGUAAAUAGAAAUCAAACUGGAUGGACAUCAGAAAUAGAGGAAGGACUAAAAACAAAUUAAAUAGAACUAUUGUAAAACAGAUUGUCUUUAAAAUGUGUAUCGUAUGUAUAAGCUGGAAGUAGAAGCCUAAGUGUUUUUGUUUAUUAGUUACUCCAAUUGGGGGAGCGGUGAUAGGAUUUGUGGGGGAUAAUAAGGGAUGGUAUAUACUAAAAAGUGUGUAUAUGUAUAUAUGUAUGUGUAUGCAUAUAUAUAUACACUACAGUUCAAAAUGUUUGGGGUCACUUAGAAAUGCCCUUGUUUUGAAAGAAAAGCAAAUUUUUUGAUCAUUAAAAUAACUUCAAAUUCAUCAGAAAUACAGUGUAGACAUUGUUAAUGUUGUAAAUGACUGUUGUAGCUGGAAACAGCUGAUUUUUCAUUGAAUAUCUACAUAGGCGUACAGAGGCUCAUUAUCAGCAACCAUCACUCCUGUGUUCCAAUGGCACGUUGUGUUAGCUAAUCCAAGUUUAGCAUUUUAAAAGGCUAAUUGAUCAUUAGAAAACCCCUUUGCAAUUAUGUUAGCACAGCUGAAAAUGGUUGUGCUGAUUAAAGAAGCAAUAAAACUGUCCUUCUUGAGACUAGUUGAUUAUCUGGAGCAUCAGCAUUUGUGGGUUUGAUUACAGGAUCAAAAUGGCCAGAAACAAAGAACUUUCUUCUGAAACUCAUCAGUCUAUUCUUGUUCUGAAAAAUGAAGGCUAUUCUAUAUGAGAAAUUGCCAAGAAACUGAAGAUCUGGUACAACGCUGUGUACUACUCCAUUCACAGAACAUUGCAAACAGUCUCUAACCAGAAAGAAAGAAUGGGAGGCCCCGGUGCACAACUGACUAAGAGGACAAGUACAUUAGAGUGUCUAGUUUGAGAACCAGACGCCUCAACUGGCAGCUUCAUUAAAUAGUACCCGCAAAAAAACAGUCUCAAUGUCAACAGUGAAGAGGUGAUUCCAGGAUACUGGCCCUAACAGAACACAGAGGGUGUUCUUUAAUAAUAAACAUGAUCCAGGUAGAAUCAGGAGUUCCCCAGUGUAGCUGUUCAGGCCCCUUACUUUUUUCAAUAUUUACUGACGACAUGCCACUGGCUUUGAGUAAAGCCUGUGUGUCUAUGUAUGCGGAAUACUCAACACUAUACACAUCAGCUACGACAGCAACUGAAAUGACUGCAACACUUAACAAAGUGCUGCAGUUAGUUUCAGAAUGGGUGGCAAGGAAUCAGUUAGUCCUAAAUAUUUCCAAAACUAAAAGCAUUGUAUUUGGGACAAAUCAUUCACUAAACCCUAAACUUCAACUAAUACUGGUAAUAAAUCAUGUGGAAAUUGAGCAAGGUGCGGUGACUAAACUGCUUGGAGUAACCCUGGAUUGUAAACUGUCAUGGUCAAAACAUAUUGAUACAACAGUAGCUAAGAUGAAUGUCUGUUCAUAAUAAAGUGUUGCUCUACCUUCUUAACAGCCCUAUCAACAAGGCAGGUCCUACAAGCCCUAGUUUCUACCUUCUUAACAGCACUAUCAACAAGGCAGGUCCUACAGGCCCUAGUUUCUACCUUCUUAACAACACUAUCAACAAGGCAGGUCCUACAAGCCCUAGUUUCUACCUUCUUAACAGCACUAUCAACAAGGCAGGUCCUACAAGCCCUAGUUUCUACCUUCUUAACAGCACUAUCAACAAGGCAGGUCCUACAAGCCCUAGUUUCUACCUUCUUAACAGCACUAUCAACAAGGCAGGUCCUACAAGCCCUAGUUUCUACCUUCUUAACAGCACUAUCAACAAGGCAGGUCCUACAAGCCCUAGUUUCUACCUUCUUAACAGCACUAUCAACAAGGCAAGUCCUACAAGCCCUAGUUUCUACCUUCUUAACAGCACUAUCAACAAGGCAGGUCCUACAGGCCCUAGUUUCUACCUUCUUAACAACACUAUCAACAAGGCAGGUCCUACAAGCCCUAGUUUCUACCUUCUUAACAGCACUAUCAACAAGGCAGGUCCUACAAGCCCUAGUUUCUACCUUCUUAACAGCACUAUCAACAAGGCAGGUCCUACAGGCCCUAGUUUCUACCUUCUUAACAACACUAUCAACAAGGCAGGUCCUACAAUCCCUAGUUUCUACCUUCUUAACAGCACUAUCAACAAGGCAGGUCCUACAAGCCCUAGUUUCUACCUUCUUAACAGCACUAUCAACAAGGCAGGUCCUACAAGCCCUAGUUUCUACCUUCUUAACAGUACUAUCAACAAGGCAGGUCCUACAAGCCCUAGUUUCUACCUUCUUAACAGCACUAUCAACAAGGCAGGUCCUACAAGCCCUAGUUUCUACCUUCUUAACAGCACUAUCAACAAGGCAAGUCCUACAGGCCCUAGUUUCUACCUUCUUAACAGCACUAUCAACAAGGCAGGUCCUACAGGCCCUAGUUUCUACCUUCUUAACAACACUAUCAACAAGGCAGGUCCUACAAGCCCUAGUUUCUACCUUCUUAACAGCACUAUCAACAAGGCAGGUCCUACAAGCCCUAGUUUCUACCUUCUUAACAGCACUAUCAACAAGGCAGGUCCUACAGGCCCUAGUUUCUACCUUCUUAACAACACUAUCAACAAGGCAGGUCCUACAAUCCCUAGUUUCUACCUUCUUAACAGCACUAUCAACAAGGCAGGUCCUACAAGCCCUAGUUUCUACCUUCUUAACAGCACUAUCAACAAGGCAGGUCCUACAAGCCCUAGUUUCUACCUUCUUAACAGUACUAUCAACAAGGCAGGUCCUACAAGCCCUAGUUUCUACCUUCUUAACAGCACUAUCAACAAGGCAGGUCCUACAAGCCCUAGUUUCUACCUUCUUAACAGCACUAUCAACAAGGCAGGUCCUACAAGCCCUAGUUUCUACCUUCUUAACAGCACUAUCAACAAGGCAAGUCCUACAGGCCCUAGUUUCUACCUUCUUAACAGCACCAUCAACAAGGCAGGUCCUACAGGCCCUAGUUUCUACCUUCUUAACAGCACUAUCAACAAGGCAGGUCCUACAAGCCCUAGUUUCUACCUUAACAGCACUAUCAACAAGGCAGGUCCUACAAGCCCUAGUUUCUACCUUCUUAACAGCACUAUCAACAAGGCAGGUCCUACAGGCCCUAGUUUCUACCUUCUUAACAGCACUAUCAACAAGGAAGGUCCUACAGGCCCUAUUUUCUACCUUCAUAACAGCACUAUCAACAAGGCAGGUCCUACAGGCCCUAGUUUCUACCUUCUUAACAGCACUAUCAACAAGGCAGGUCCUACAGGCCCUAGUUUCUACCUUCUUAACAGCACUAUCAACAAGGCAGGUCCUACAGGCCCUAGUUUCUACCUUCUUAACAGCACUAUCAACAAGACAGGUCCUACAGGCCCUAGUUUAUACCUUCUUAACAGCACUAACAACAAGGCAGGUCCUACAAGCCCUAGUUUCUACCUUCUUAACAGCACUAUCAACAAGGCAAGUCCUACAGGCCCUAGUUUCUACCUUCUUAACAGUAUCAGCAACAAGGCAGGUCCUACAGGCCCUAGUUUCUACCUUCUUAACAGCAUUAUCAACAAGGCAGGUCCUAUAGACCCUAGUUUCUACCUUCUUAACAGCACUAUCAACAAGGCAGGUACUACAGGCCCUAGUUUCUACCUUCUUAACAGCACUAUCAACAAGGCAAGUCCUACAGGCCCUAGUUUCUACCUUCUUAACAGCACUAUCAACAAGGCAAGUCCUACAGGCCCUAGUUUCUACCUUCUUAACAGCACUAUCAACAAGGCAGGUCCUACAGGCCCUAGUUUCUACCUUCUUAACAGCACGAUCAACAAGGCAGGUCCUACAGGCCCUAGUUUCUACCUUCUUAACAACAUUAUCAACAAGGCAGGUCCUACAGGCCCUAGUUUUGUCGCACUUUGACUACUGUUCAGUCGUGUGGUCAGGUGCCACAAACAGGGACUUUGCAGUUGGCUCAGAACAGGGCAGCACAGCUGGCCCUUCAAAGUACACGGAGAGCUAACAUUAAUGACAGGCAUGUCAAUCUCUCAUGGCUCAUAGCUGGAAGAGAGAUUGACUUCAUCACUACUUUUAUUUAUGAGAGGUGUUGACAUGUUGAAUGCACCGAGCUGUCUUUUUAAACUACUAGCACACAGCUCGGAAACCCAUGUAUACCCCACAAGACAUGCCACUAGAGGUCUCUACACAGUCCCCAAGUCCAGAACAGACUAUGGGAGGUACACAGUACUACAUAGAGCCAUGACCACAUGGAACUCUAUUCCACAUAAGGUAAAUGAUGCAAGCAGUAGAAUCGGAUUUUAAAAAGCAGGUAAAAAUAAAUCUAAUGGAACAACAGGGACUGUGAAGAGACACACACAAAGGUACAACACAUGCUUUGUGAUAUUGUUAUAUGGUGGCAGAACUAAUGGGGUUCCUUAAUAAACACCAGGAAGAGUAGCUGCUGCCUUGGCAGAAGUAAUGGGGUUCCUUAAUAAACCCAAGGAAGAGUAGCUGCUGCCUCGGCAGAACGAAUGGGGUUCCUUAAUAAACCCCAGGAAGAGUAGCUGCUGCCUUGGCAGAACUAAUGGGGUUCCUUAAUAAACCCCAGGAAGAGUAGCUGCUGCCUUGGCAGGAACUAAUGGGGAUCCUUAAUAAACCCCAGGAAGAGUAGCUGCUGCCUUGGCAGGAUUAACGGGGUUCCUUAAUAAAUACAAAGUCCCUUUUCCCAAAGAGCCCUAACUCCUUAGUGUGUAGCAACUGCAUUGUAACUACAUUGUGUGUGUGUAUUACAUCUGUGUGUAAUUGUGAUGAGAUCUGUUUCCCCAGCAAUCCGAGGCUUCUCUCCUCAACAUAAGAUCAAUAGCUUUGCGGAGGCCAAGGGUCUGGACCGGAUCAACGAGCGCAUGCCCCCCCGCCGUGACGCCGUCAACAGUGUGGGUGUCUCCAUGGGCCGCAUGAACAUGGGGGAGCCCAACGGCACCGACAACAACAGCAAUAUACAGGGAUGAUGCACACACACACACACACAUACAUUUAAACACUAUUUCAUACACACUCUGAAACACACACAUAGAUAUGAAGUACAUACACUAACAUACACACAUUUGACUUACACAUACUCACAAAUACACUUGAUUUAAACAUAAAGUACACACACAUACUUAUACAUACACAUAAACACAAACAUACAGGCUACACAAGUCAACAUAUACCCUUAUACAGUGAUGGCACACACACCAUCCUCCUCCUCCUCCCUACCCUGUCCUGUUGCUGCCCAGCCCACCUCUCCACCAGUGUGGCAAGACUUUGCCAUGGAUGAUUGAGGCGUCCUACUGGACAAACUGUACUGCAGGUUCCAUCAUUACCUGAUCUGACCUGGUCACACACACUACUGAAGGCCCCUGACCUGACCACAACACACUACGAAACACUCUACUGGACGUUCUGGAACACUCUACUGGACGUUUUAGAACACUCUACUGGACAUUCUGGAACCCUCUACUGGACGUUCUGGAACACUCUACUGAACGUUCUGGAACACUACUGAACGUUCUGGAACACUCUACUGGACGUUCUGGAACACUCUACUGAACGUUCUGGAACACUCCAAUGCAAAACAAAGAGCUACUGUUCUGUUCUCAUUGUGUAGUAGGGGUGACUGGGUGACAGAUGUUACCUUUCUGUUGUGUUGGGGGCAGAGGGAGAGUGGGGGGGAUUGGGGAGGGGAGGCAUGGGCUGAGAGGUCAACGAGCCUGAGGUGGCAUGCGGGAGAGGGACUUCCUGUCUGGGAUUUUCAGUUUCCUCUUCUCAUUUUAAAACAGGAAUUUUGUGGUCAGCCUGGUUGGUGGUUUACUUCAUUCACUUUAUUUUCUAAGAUAGAUAGAUAGAUAGAUAGAUAGAUAGAUAGAUAGAUAGAUAGAUAGAUAGAUAGAUAGAUAGAUAGAUAGAUUGAGAGAUAGAUCGAGAGAUAGAUCGAGAGAUGGACUGGAUGGUUGUUGUGAUGUCCAUGGGAGUUUAUUUGUGUGUGCUUGUGUCUGCAUUUGCGAUUGUGUGAGUGUAUGUGUGUCUGUGGGGGUGAAAUUUGAAUGGCUUUUUCAUAUGCAACGUACAAGGUUGUGCUAUCGAACAUGUUUUGCUACCAGUACUAUAUGAUAAUAACAGGACAUUCAAAUUAAACAUAUUAUUUAUUAACUUCAAGGAAAAGACUAUGUUGCCAGAAGGUUAAAAUGCAGUCUUAUUACCUGAGUGUUCUCUCUCGAUCUGAUUUUAUAAGCCAAUAUGCUCCACUGGUCAGUUAGUCAGGACUAAAGUGUGUGACCCACCGUUAAUUCACACAGAGUUCACAGUACACUCACUACACCCCAGACAGACGCUGCCUCUAAAGUCAGUCAGAUAAAUAAAACUGACCUUAGAUCAGUUUUAGUGGCAACGUCUUGUCUAUUCCACUCUUAUGUUCUAUUGCUAAAACUGAUCAUAUUUCACUUUUAAGGGCAACUUUUUAUCACUUUUACUUAUUUCACUUGCUGGGACUAGCUUCACGUUUAAUGUUCUAUUGCUGCCAAGUCAAUCAUAGAAAUAGAAAGCAUAGAAUGGACAACUGUAUCAGAAAUUGAAAUGUAGAAAUAACUAUGAUAGAUUGGCUGUUUUGCAGGCAUGCAAUCAGAAUCAGCAAUGAGUGAAGUCCAUUCCAUGCGUUCCAUUUCUACGAUGUCCUCUUAAUGUGCUGUCCAGUAGCCUAUAACCUGAGCUGGCUGCACUGGAGGAAAUUCCUAUAGUGUAUAUGCUGUUGUGUUCUACCUUGAAAAUGAAAUGAAGUGUUUUUGUGAGCAGUGACUAACAGAAGUCAACAGAAGGUUAUUUAUUUGUAAAGCAUUUAGAAACACAUCAAUGCAUGCAGUUAAGUUAUUUGGUCAUAAUAAUGUGAAAUUCGAUUUGUGCCGUGUUUCAGUAUGGUAAGUUCCCUUUUUCUUCCUUCAAAUAGGGAUCAUAUUUAUUUUGCAAAACAUUUAUGAUUUUUAUAAUUUUUGGGGGGUGAUUUUGUUAUUCUUUUUAAAAUGUUUUCCAUGAUUGUAUUAUGAGUUAAUGUAUUGUUUUAUUUUGAUGCUGUACAGACUGGAAGCUUCUAUGAGGUGAAAUGCAUUGUGACUCUAUCUCUCCUCUCUUCUCUGUUGAUGUACAGGAGUUGCUUUUAAACUUGCAAUAGCGUGAAUGAAUGACCAUACUAUAAAGAGACAGACUUUCAUUCAGGCAGCCAAAGCAUGAUUGCAUGGUAAACUCAUCUGUAAAAGCAGACACAGUUACAGAAGUUGUCUUUCAAAUUUUAAAGGGAAAGUUUACUCUCUAAUCAUAAUUCUUAAAUUAUAUUCUUGUUAUUUAAUAUUAUUAUAUUUAUAAUUAACAUUAUUCUUAAGCUCUCUGCUGGUUGCUCUUGCAUUUUUCUGAUCUUUGUUUGGUCUCAUUGUGCUUUAUUUUACGAGGUGAACUUCCUCGAGACCUUGUGCCAUAUAGUUUGUGCCAUGGCUCUCUGUCUCAUCACACACACUGUAAGCAUGCCCCAUGGGACAAACUACUUUUUUUACUCUUGAAUAAAAUAUGCAUGAACCUUU
Molecule: messenger RNA, 8128 nt
Organism: Oncorhynchus keta (chum salmon)
Lineage: Eukaryota; Metazoa; Chordata; Actinopteri; Salmoniformes; Salmonidae
Product: DNA-directed RNA polymerase II subunit RPB1-like
Exons: 6
Coding region: 1962-4445 (827 amino acids)
Source: RefSeq, a predicted model, not a curated record